AUGAAGUUCUCUUUCACCCUCGCGGCUUCUGCCCUCAUCUCCGCCGUUGUUGGCGAUGCCGUCCCUUUCGAGAGACUCAACAAGAACGACACCCUGCUCCUCGUCGUCGACAUGCAGGAGGGUCUCUUCAACAUCGCUCGUGACUUCGAUGCCACCCUCUACCGCAACGCGAUGCUCGCCCACUCUUCUCUGGCCAAGGUCUUUGACCUCCCCGUCAUCCUGACCACCUCCGCCGAGACCGGCCCCAACGGCCCCCUCCCCCAGGAGAUCCUCGACCACCACCCCACCGCUCCCCUCAUCAAGCGCAACGGUGAGGUCGACGCCUGGGACAACUCCGAGUUCCGUGACGCUGUCCGCGCUGCCAACAAGUCCCAGAUCAUCCUCGCCGGUAUCACCACCGACGUCUGCACCACCUUCCUCGCUCUCUCCCUCCGCGCCGAGGGCUACUCCGUCUGGGCCAACGUCGAGGCUUCCGGCACCAACACCGAGCUCAUCCGCGACGUCUCCAACGACCGCAUGGCCGCCGCCGGUGUCCAGAUCGUCUCCCUCUUCUCCAUUGCCAUGGACCUCAUGCGCGACUGGCGCAACACCCCCGGUGUCGGUGAGGUCCUUCCCUGGCUCGACCAGUACUACCCCGUCUACGGCUACGUCGCCCGCGGCCACCGCGCUGCUGUCGAGAACGGCACCAUCAACGACGGCCAGAAGGCUUCCCCCCGCCGCUAA
Messenger RNA from Colletotrichum truncatum, 723 nucleotides. RefSeq lists its product as uncharacterized. The record is from RefSeq and is a predicted model, not a curated record. NCBI's taxonomy places the organism in Eukaryota, Fungi, Ascomycota, Sordariomycetes, Glomerellales, Glomerellaceae.